CAGCCUUAAUCAAAAACGGACGGGGGUUUUCUCCGCUUUUCGGGUGCAAAACGCUUUUAUUUGUGUCUUCUUAAUUAUCUGGGCAGAACAGACCGUGCGAGGGGUCGGGAAGGAGGAAGAGCCGCAAGGAGUCCCGCUCUCUCUCCAAGUUUCCAAAGUCUGGACGGUUUUGAUAAGCAAAUACGGGCCGGGCUUUGGGCUUCCUCAUUGGCUCCCCUUUGGGCCACCAGAUUUGGACACCAAUCAAUAUAAUCUGAUUGAAAAAUCAGGGAGGGGAAAUGGGGCAAAGGGAGGAGAGAAGAGAAAGAGAGAAAGAAUGAGAGAGAAAGAACGAGAGAGAGAAAGAAAGAGAAGGCUGUCUGUCAUCCGUCCAGCGAUUCGUCAAACAGGAUGCCCCGCUCCUUCCUGGUGCGGAACAAGAGGAGAAGCCGGUGGGACCCCAUUCCGGACACCACGGGACCCCCGUGGCAAGGCCCGGCGCAGCCCCUGCAAAGCCCAUCUCCGGAAGAAGAGGCGGAGAGCGCCAAUGUCCAUCUCCAGACCAUCAGCAUCAGCAGCCCUUCCGGGGGAACGCAGGCCCCAGUGUGCAGCAGCGGGACCAGCAGCCAGGGCCUCUGCACAGAGGGCUUCUCGGGGCCCCGCCUGGCCUUGGGCUUCCGCCCGGGGCCGCCCUCCUUCCACCUCUUUGGGGGGCCUUUGCCGCCAAUCAUGAUGGAGCCCCCCCACCCGCUGGACUUCAGCCGGCACUUCCCCACAGAGGUGGGGGUGCCCUUCCACUGCCUCACCUGCAGCAAGGUCUUCUCCACGGCGCACGGGCUGGAGGUGCACAUGCGCAGGGCCCACAGCGGGACCCGUCCCUUCACCUGCGGGACCUGCGGGAAGACCUUUGGCCACGCGCUCAGCCUCCAGCAGCACCACAGCGUCCACUCCCAGGAGAAGAGCUUUGGCUGCCCGGCGUGUGGGAAGGCCUUCAAGCGCUCCUCCACACUGGCCACCCACCUGCUGAUCCACUCGGACACCCGGCCCUACCCCUGCCACUUCUGCGGGAAGCGCUUCCACCAGAAGUCCGACAUGAAGAAGCACACCUACAUCCACACAGGUGAGAAGCCGCACAAGUGCCAGGUGUGCGGAAAGGCUUUCAGUCAGAGCUCCAACUUGAUCACGCACAGCCGCAAACACACCGGCUUCAAGCCCUUCAGCUGCAGCGGGUGCGGGAAAGGCUUCCAGCGCAAGGUGGACCUGCGCCGGCACCAGGAGGCCCAGCAGCACCUCCUCUAGAACCCGGCCCGGAACCCUCCUCGUUCCCCCUAUUUCUGACGCUUUUUCAUUGGAGGGAAUUAGCACCUUGUGUAUAGUUCUGCGGGGGGUCAGUCUAGACCAGGGGUCCCCAGACUAAGGCCCGGGGGCCGGAUGCAGCCCUCCAAAGUCAUUGACCUGGCCCCUGUCCUCAACUUUAGACUUAGGGUUGACCUCAGUCUACCUGGUCUUUGGAGGUCUCUUUGCUUAGCUACGGGCUUAGGAGAUCAUCUAGAUGGCUUUUGGAGGCCACUUUCCUUACCGAUGGUCCUAUGAAACUAUCUAGAUGGCCUUUGAGGGGCCCUUUCCUUAUCUAUGGUCUUCUGGUGGCCUUAUGAGAUCAUGUAGAUGGCCUUUGAGGGUCUCUUUCUUUAACUAUGGUCUUAUGACACCAUCUAGAUGGUCUUUGGAGGUCUCUUUGCUUACCUAUGGCCUUAUGAGAUCAUGUAGAUGGUCUUUGGAGAUCUCUUUCUUUACCUAUGGUCUUAUGAGACCAUUUAGAUGAUCUUUGGAGAUCUCCUUGCUUACCUAUGGCCUUAUGAGAUCAUGUAGAUGGCCUUUGAGGGUCCCUUUCCUUACCUAUGGUCCUAUGAGACCAUCUAGAUGAUCUUUGGAGGUCUCUUUGCUUACCUAUGGUCUUAUGAGAUCAUGUAGAUGGUCUUUGGAGGCCUCUUUGCUUACCUAUGGUCUUAUGAGACCGUCUAGAUGGUCUUUGGAGGUCUCCUUGCUUACCUAUGGCCUUAUGAGAUCAUGUAGAUGGUCUUUGGAGGCCUCUUUGCUUACCUAUGGUCCUAUGAGACCAUCUAGAUGGCCUUUGGAGGUCUCUUUGCUUACUUAUGGCCUUAUGAAAACAUCUAGAUGGCCUUUGAGGGACUCUUUCCUUACUGAUGGUCUUAUGAGACCAUCUAGAUGGUCUUUGGAGGUCUCCUUGCUUACCUAUGGUCUUAUGAGAUCAUCUAGAUGAGGAGUCCCCAAACUAAGGCUCUCCAAGGCCAUUGACCUGGCCUCUGUCCUAAACUUUAGACUUAGGGUUGACCUGAAACGACUUGAAGGCACACAACAACAACCAUCCUAAUUUUGGACUAUUUCAUCAUAGUCUGAGGGACUGUGAAUCGGCCCCCCACUUAAAAAGUUUGGGGACCCCUGGUCUAGAUAGCUCUUGCUCUCGGGCCCCGGAGCCUCUUUUUGCCACAAUCCACACGCUGUCCAGAUAGUCCAAUGUAAGCGUUCAUUAAAAGCACAGUAUCAUAA
Molecule: messenger RNA, 2547 nt
Organism: Anolis carolinensis (green anole)
Lineage: Eukaryota; Metazoa; Chordata; Lepidosauria; Squamata; Anolidae
Gene: gfi1b
Product: growth factor independent 1B transcriptional repressor
Exons: 7
Coding region: 391-1278 (295 amino acids)
Biological process (GO): regulation of transcription by RNA polymerase II
Cellular component (GO): PcG protein complex; transcription regulator complex; chromatin
Molecular function (GO): DNA-binding transcription factor activity, RNA polymerase II-specific; RNA polymerase II cis-regulatory region sequence-specific DNA binding
Source: RefSeq, a predicted model, not a curated record